Anopheles merus is the source of this 529-nucleotide messenger RNA. RefSeq names its product ATP synthase subunit beta, mitochondrial-like. The record is from RefSeq and is a predicted model, not a curated record. Lineage: Eukaryota; Metazoa; Arthropoda; Insecta; Diptera; Culicidae. Bases 320 to 517 code for a protein of 65 amino acids. The transcript has a single exon.
CAUUUACCGUGGCGUGCAGCGGAUCCUGUAGAACUACAGGACGCUCCAGGAAAUAAUUCCCAUCCUGGCAAUGAAUGAGCUGUUCGUAGUGUUGCACAUAGUGCAUUGUACUAGCACUUUUCGCACAGUUUGGUCUACGAGAACGGUGCGCUUUUUGUGCUCUUAACGUGCUAUGCGCUUUGAGUUUUUGAGCCCUGUCCGCUCUUUGAGCACUUGGGGUUUGGUCUCCAUUUUUUUCACGUCCACGUAAAACUUUCCGCACAGUCGCGUACUUUAAGCGCUGUGUUGUAAUGCGCGCAUAAUAUGAAGUGCUGUGCGCAUGAUGCGCCGUUUCCAGCGUUUCGAUUUGCAGGCGUUUCAGAUCACAGAAUUGUUCACGGGCUAUGCCGGCAAGCUGGUGAACAAAGAGAACAUUAUCAAGGUUUACACCAUGCUCAUGAACGGCAAACUCGACCAACUGACAGAGAUUGCCUUUUACAUGGUCGGUCCGAUCGAGAAUUUUGGCAAAACGAAGUAAGGUGUCUGGCCA